Messenger RNA from Astyanax mexicanus (Mexican tetra), 1862 nucleotides. RefSeq names its product multiple inositol-polyphosphate phosphatase 1b (gene minpp1b). NCBI's taxonomy places the organism in Eukaryota, Metazoa, Chordata, Actinopteri, Characiformes, Acestrorhamphidae. The record is from RefSeq and is a predicted model, not a curated record. The coding region runs from base 123 to 1520 and encodes 465 amino acids. Gene Ontology annotation, molecular function: inositol phosphate phosphatase activity; acid phosphatase activity. The transcript has 5 exons.
GGAACACAGCCACAGUGCCGAACCACAACAAGGAAGCGCGUGCCGUCCGCCGCGUAUGAAUGAAUGUAGCGUUAGCUACAGCUGUUAAACUGGGGGUUUAAUAAGCCAAAGAAUAGAGAAAGAUGAGUUUAAUAAGUUCACAGUUUCGCUGCAGGAACAGACCUUUAGUUCUCGCUGCUCUCAGUGUGAUUAUGUUCCGCGCGUCGUUUUGUAAGAACACGAAACCGUCGGUACCAGCGAUCGCGACUUACUUUGGGACCAAAUGUAGAUACGAGGAAGUGAAUCCGCAGUUAAGAGAGGAUAUUUUAUAUGUGAACGAGACUCUAAUGGCACCGCCGUCCCCAGACUGCCGCGCAGUCCACCUGGUGGCAGUGAUCAGACACGGAACUCGAUAUCCUACAGUUAAGAACAUUAAGAGGAUGGCCCGGCUGUAUGAGCUGAUCAGGACUGAGGCCACAGGCUCUGACUGGUGGCUGAGCUACAUUCAGAGAGAGUGGAGGAUGUGGUACACUGAGGAUAUGGACGGUAAACUGGUGAAGAAAGGCAAGAACGACCACAGACAUCUGGCUGUGCGGUUGGCCAAGUCAUUUCCAGGCCUGAUUUCAAAGAAGAACCUUGUUGGAGACCGCAUUGAGUUUAUGACCAGCUCUAAACACAGAUGUGUGGACAGUAUCAAGGCUUUUCAGGAGGGACUCCAUAAGCACUGGGAUCUGAAAGGCAUGGAGUUCAAACACUAUGUGAAUGAUUCGCUGAUGAGAUUUUUCGACCAGUGCAAAAAAUUUGUUGAAACUGUUGAGAACAAUAAGACCGCUUUGAAGGAGGUUGAAAUUUUCAAGUCAUCAAAGGAGAUGCACGAAGUCCGGAUGAGGAUGGCCAACCGCUUGAAGAUUCCAUACAGCGAAAUAACCUCAGAAAUGGUUGAAGCUGCUUUUUUCCUGUGCGCUUAUGAGUUUGCAAUUAAAUCUGAGAAUACCGCAUGGUGCAAUCUUCUGGAUGAAACAGACGCUGAAGUGAUUGAAUAUAAAAAUGAUCUGAAGCAGUACUGGAAAAGAGGAUAUGGCCAUGAAAUUAACAGCAAAUCGAGCUGUGCCCUCUUUCAUGACCUCUUUAGACGACUUGACCAGGCUUCCUAUGACUACAGGUUCGGAGAACUGACUAAGGCAGUCACCAUCCAGGUUGGUCAUGCUGAGACUUUGCUGCCUCUGCUGUCUCUGAUGGGUUUUUUCAGGGAUGAAACUCCACUGACUGCAGAGAACUUCUCACAGCAGCAUGGACGCAAGUUUCGCACCAGUGGAAUAGUGCCUUACGCAGCAAACCUGCUGUUUGUCCUGUACGAGUGUAGCGACGGCUUCAGACUGCAGUUCUACCUGAACGAGAAGCCGAUGUUUUUUCCUAACAUAAAUCACCCAGCUCCACUGUACCAAACAAUCAGGAACCAGUACUCUUAUCUCCUAGAUGGCUGUGAUUUUAAGAAGGAAUGUGAACUGCCUAAAGUCACGCUCAAGAACACAGAACUGUAACUAUGGUGGGGGUCGGUGCAGCCCUGGGGCUGAAGGUUUCAGUGGAUUCAGUGUGAGUUUGCACUAAAAGAAAUAGAUAAAGACUCGCAUUUUAGAUUGUUAAUUGUUUCUUUUUUUACUUCUAGUGUGUGUGAUUGGCUGACCAAAUAAGUUUUUUUAACUAGUUUUUUUAUUUAUUUUUUUCUUUUGGUUAAAAGUGUCAUCAUGGGAUAGAAAUUUUCUACAGAUUUGCCAAAUAUCAAAUUGCCAAAAGUGACGGUUGGACCCCUUUUGUAAAGCCUAAUGGACUUUUCUUAAGUGACGUCCUUUUUUAAAAUUAUAAUAAAAAGAUUCUUUUCCACA